AUUUUACAUCAUCUUUGGUUGUUGGAUUCUGGGAGAACAGCCAUUUUUCGGCUCCCAGGUGUUAGCACAUUUACGAGAACAUUUUCUUUAUCCGAAUAAAAGUUUUUUGAGGGGAUGACAGGUCAUUAAAGACACGCUUUGGAGCUUUCUUGCCGUCCUCCAUCGUAAAUUCACAGUCCGGUGUGUAUGAAACCACGCAAUGUCCACCAUGGUGUAUCCUCGUGAAGAAGCCCUGGAGCGACUCAGCCAGGAUGAGAUUGUGCUCAACACUAAGGCCGUCAUGCAGGGUCUGGAGACGCUGCGCGGCGAACACGCCCAACUCCUCAACUCGCUGCUGGACUGCGCCCAGCCGCCCGCCGCCCAGGAGAAAUCUGGUCUGCUCCGUAAGAGUCUGGAGGCCAUCGAGCUGGGCCUGGGAGAGGCACAGGUGAUCAUUGCCCUGUCGAGCCACCUGAGCGCCGUGGAGUCGGAGAAGCAGAAGCUGCGCGCUCAGGUGCGUCGCCUCUGCCAGGAGAACCAGUGGCUGCGGGACGAGCUGGCGGGAACCCAGCACAAGCUGCAGCGGAGCGAGCAGAGCGUCGCCCAGCUGGAGGAAGAGAAGAAACACCUGGAGUUCAUGAACCAGAUCAAGAAGUUCGAUGACGACGUCUCGCCCUCAGAGGAAAAAAGCCAGAGCUCUGGCGGAGGCGGUGGAGGUGGAGGAGACACUUCAAAGGACAGUCUGGAUGACUUGUUCCCCAACGACGAUGACCAGGGACCAGCCCAGCCCAGCGGAGAGGUGGCGGCCCAGCAGGGAGGCUACGAGAUCCCAGCCCGCCUCAGAACGCUCCACAACCUGGUGAUCCAGUACGCCUCUCAGGGCAGGUACGAAGUGGCCGUGCCGCUGUGCAAACAAGCCCUGGAGGACCUGGAGAAGACGUCCGGACACGACCACCCUGACGUCGCCACCAUGCUCAACAUCCUGGCUCUGGUGUACAGAGAUCAGAACAAGUACAAAGAGGCAGCUCACCUGCUGAAUGACGCCCUCGCCAUCAGAGAGAAGACGCUGGGGAAGGAUCAUCCAGCCGUGGCCGCAACCCUCAACAACCUGGCUGUGCUGUACGGAAAGAGGGGCAAAUACAAGGAGGCGGAGCCUCUGUGCAAGAGAGCGCUGGAGAUCAGAGAGAAGGUUUUGGGGAAAUACCACCCAGAUGUGGCCAAGCAGCUGAACAACUUGGCCCUGCUGUGUCAGAAUCAGGGCAAAUAUGACGAGGUGGAGUACUACUACAGACGAGCCCUGGAGAUCUACGAGUCCAAACUGGGAGCUGAUGACCCCAAUGUGGCCAAGACCAAAAAUAACCUGGCUACAUGCUACCUGAAGCAGGGGAAGUUCAAAGAUGCCGAGGCUCUGUACAAAGAGAUCCUGACCAGAGCACACGAGAAGGAGUUUGGAUCUGUUAACAAUGACAACAAGCCAAUCUGGAUGCACGCAGAGGAGAGAGAGGAGAGCAAGGGGAAGCGCAAGGACUCUGGCCCCUAUGUAGAGUAUGGGAGCUGGUAUAAGGCCUGCAAGGUGGACAGCCCCACAGUGAACACAACCCUCAAAAGCCUGGGGGCUUUGUACCGUCGUCAGGGCAAACUGGAGGCAGCAGAAACGCUGGAGGAAUGCGCCAGCAAGUCACGUAAACAGGGUAUUGAUGCCAUUAACCAGAGUAAGGUGGUGGAGCUGCUGAAGGACGGGGGAGCCGGAGGGGGCGACAGACGACACAGCAGGGAAGGAAUCAACGGGCCGGGGGGACAGAGAGGGGAGAGCGAGGGCGACGACUCGGCUGAGUGGAACGGGGAUGGUAACGGGUCUCUGCGUCGCAGCGGCUCCUUCGGGAAGAUUCGUGACGCCCUGAGAAGGAGCAGCGAGAUGCUGGUGAAGAAGCUGCAGGGGAGCGGACCACAAGAGCCACGCAACCCAGGAAUGAAGAGAGCGAGCUCCCUCAACUUCCUCAACAAGAGCACUGAGGAGACCACACAGGACGCCAACUCCGUACUCUCAGACUGCAGGGGACUAAGCGCCAGCAACGUGGACCUAUCCAGACGCAGCUCCCUGAUUGGUUAGACAGAGACAGGAGGUGGGACUCAGGCGUCACAGAGCGGCCCGGCGAGGAGAGGCUGUUUGCGGUUUGAUCAAACAAACACACUUAAAAGCUCAAAGCGAGAUCAAACACUUGCACCUGCGGCGUAUUUUUUAGAGAACACUGAAAAGAAAAAAAAAAAAAAAAAAGCAUCACACUAAACGUCAGGUCGCUGCUGCUUCGCUGUACAAACCGCCGCCAUCGGUCACAAAAGAGAAUAUUUAGAUACACAUUAGCAUGCUGCUUACUAGAACGUGGAAUGUCUGCACCUGAACGCCUCGUGUUUUUGACUCAUAGCGCCGUAGCAAAACAUCGUAUCCUGAGUCCGUAUUUCUUCGAUCUCCACUCUCAUGUGCAGACACUCAACCGUAGGUAGGCUAAACGUGUCCGGUUUCAGUUCCGAGACGAGCAUUGCACUCUGUAUAUUUCACCAGUAGCAUGAAGUAAUUGCUGAUGCUAACCUCUCAUCGAAUGCAUAUCACAGACGGUGAAAAAAAAAUGGUACGAUCCAAUUUCGAUUUUAAAGAGAAAAUGAGCAUCUUUGGGGAUUUUCAAAAACAUUAGCACUAACCAUUUAAACCUCACUUUUUGCCUUCUUUUUUUUUAAUGUAUAUACAGUUUUAAAUUAUUUCAUUCUUUGUAUAUAGUGCACAUUGAGUUUUGUUUUUCUUUGUUGUUUACACUACUGUGUUAAAGAGAGUCUUGGAGAAAAUACUAAUUAUCUGGAGGGGGAAGACUGGAAAAGAAGGAAAGGAAGAGAAGUAAAGAUGAAAGAAAGUGUAGAAAUGGGUCGAUGGAAAGGUUGAAAAUGCUGAUAAAUUUAGUACCUCAAUCACUCAAAUCUGCUGACAUUCGGAGCAAAGUUUCAGUCGAUACUGUUUAAAUGCACUUUGAGCGUGACAAUACUGUAUAUGGUAGUUUCAGCUGCGUCCUCCACGGGUCAGGCUUCCAAAAACACAUUUUCAAAUGAGUGAUUUGGUGCCACAAUGAUCGGUCUAAAAAAAGGAGUAAAACAAAAAGACCAGAAAGUUCUUUUGAAAGUGACUUUACAAAUAAACCUCAAGCAUUUAAAGGUCUUAAAGUCUGGGUAAAGCAAAAACAAUUGUUUCAUUUUUAUCACAAAAA
This is a messenger RNA of Plectropomus leopardus (leopard coralgrouper), 3230 nucleotides long. RefSeq names its product kinesin light chain 2 (gene klc2). NCBI's taxonomy places the organism in Eukaryota, Metazoa, Chordata, Actinopteri, Perciformes, Serranidae. Gene Ontology annotation, biological process: microtubule-based movement. Gene Ontology annotation, molecular function: kinesin binding. The record is from RefSeq and is a predicted model, not a curated record. Gene Ontology annotation, cellular component: cytoplasm; kinesin complex.